CCAGGGUCCCCGGCGAUGGCUGGCCGCUGAGCAUGGCUCAGUACGGCGCCCCUGGCCCGCUCGGCAUGGCCGCGCGGGAGGAGCUGUACAGCAAAGUCACCCCGCGGAGGGCCCGCCAGCAGCGCCCCGGCACCGUCAAGCAUGGAUCUGCGCUGGACGUGCUCCUGUCCAUGGGCUUCCCCAGAGCCCGCGCACAAAAAGCCUUGGCAUCCACAGGAGGAAGAAGUGUUCAGGCAGCAUGUGACUGGCUGUUCUCCCACGUGGGUGACCCCUUCCUGGAUGACCCCCUGCCCCGGGAGUAUGUGCUCUACCUCCGCCCGACGGGCCCCUUGGCACAGAAGCUCUCCGACUUCUGGCAACAGUCAAAGCAGAUCUGCGGGAAGAACAAGGCGCACAACAUCUUCCCCCACAUCACCCUCUGCCAGUUCUUCAUGUGCGAGGACAGCAAGGUGGACGCGCUGGCGGAGGCGCUGCAGACCACGGUCGGCCGCUGGCGGUGCAAGUUCUCCUCCCCGCUGCCCCUGGAGCUCUACACCUCGUCCAACUUCAUCGGCCUCUUCGUGAAGGAGGAGAGCGCCGAGGGUCUCAAGAAGUUUGCCGCUGACUUUGCUGCGGAGGCUGCGUCCAAAACCGAAGUCCACGUGGAACCUCAUAAGAAGCAGCUGCAUGUGACCCUGGCUUACCACUUCCAGGCCAGCCACCUGCCUACCCUAGAGAAACUUGCCCAGAACAUCGAUGUCAAACUAGGGUGCGACUGGGUGGCCACCAUAUUCUCUCGGGAUAUCCGGUUUGCGAACCAUGAGACGUUGCAGGUGAUCUACCCCUACACCCCACAGAAUGAUGAUGAGCUGGAGCUGGUCCCUGGGGACUUCAUCUUCAUGUCCCCCAUGGAGCAGACGAGCACCAGUGAGGGCUGGGUCUACGGCACGUCCUUAACCACCGGCUGCUCUGGACUCCUGCCUGAGAAUUACAUCACCAAGGCUGAUGAAUGUAGCACCUGGGUAUUUCAUAGUUCUUACUCGAUCUUAAGUACAGCACCUUCCCCCGCUCUCUCGUUCGGUGAAGGCAUGUUGGAGCGGCAGUUGUAUGAGGACCAGGGCCCCGGGGAGAUGGCGCCCCUGACUGUCAUCUGCCAGCCUGCGCAGCCUCUGAGGGUCAACAGCCAGCCUGGCCCCCAAAAGAGAUGCCUGUUUGUGUGUCGGCAUGGUGAGAGGAUGGAUGUGGUGUUUGGGAAGUACUGGCUGUCCCAGUGCUUUGAUGCCAAAGGCCGCUACAUACGCACCAACCUGAACAUGCCUCAUAGCUUACCUCAGCGGAGUGGUGGUUUCCGGGACUACGAGAAAGAUGCUCCGAUCACUGUGUUUGGAUGUAUGCAAGCACGACUAGUGGGUGAAGCUUUAUUGGAAAGUAACACCAUUAUUGACCACAUCUAUUGUUCCCCAUCCCUGCGCUGUGUUCAGACGGCAUACAACAUCUUGAAAGGUUUACAACAGGAAAAUCACUUGAAGAUCCGUGUAGAGCCUGGCUUGUUUGAGUGGACAAAGUGGGUUGCUGGGAACACAUUACCUGCGUGGAUACCUCCAUCAGAGUUAGCUGCAGCCAACCUGAGUGUUGAUACAACCUACAGACCUCACAUUCCAGUCAGCAAAUUAGUGGUUUCAGAAUCCUAUGACACUUAUAUCAAUAGAAGUUUUCAAGUAACAAAAGAAAUAAUAAGUGAAUGUAAAAGUAAAGGAAAUAACAUCUUGAUUGUGGCCCAUGCAUCUUCCCUUGAAGCAUGUACCUGCCAGCUUCAGGGCCUGUCACCUCAGAACUCCAGGGACUUUGUACAGAUGGUCCGAAAGAUUCCAUACUUGGGCUUUUGUUCCUGUGAAGAAUUGGGAGAAACUGGAAUAUGGCAGCUGACAGACCCACCCAUCCUUCCUCUCACCCAUGGGCCAACUGGGGGCUUCAACUGGAGGGAGACCUUGCUACAAGAUUGAAGCACACCAGUGAACAAGGAAAGGGGCUUGAUAAAGCCUUUGGAGAAGUGUCUUUUUGUGUGUUUAGAACAGUGAAGAAGUCUGCACCCCGUUAUAAGUGGACAGCUAAGAAUAAUUUGCAUACUUCCUUUGAUGCUUUAAAACUCUUGUGAUGAGACUGUGUGCAUAAGAAACAAACUUGAUUCAGGGAUAAAAUUUAUUCUCUCUCUCUGGACUCUUACCUAGCUAACAAGGCUUUCGAGGAUUAUCGUCCUAAGUUAACACACCCACAGUGGCAGAGGCUGUAUCCUUCCUCCCGCCUGCGCGACCAAGGCCCCAGAGUCUGCCCGUGGGGGCGCCCGCUGUCCCAAGGAAGGAUGCAGGAAGGAGGAGGGCGUCCAGGUUCCAGCUGCAGCAACACCAAGCUGCCAACUUGGGGAUGGAUUUUCUUUUUAACUCCACGUUCUGGUCAGACAAAGCCACGCUGAAGGAUUCUUUCCAGGCUCUCAGAAAACAUGCCCUGCAGAGCAUUGUCCUGGGUUACACACCCAGUUCUGCUCGCGGCGUGACGGCCGUGCCGCUGGCUCCUGACACCUGGCCUGCGACCCGGACGUUCUCUCUGGUGCUGCCAGGUCUCUCCAGAGCAGCUGCCUCUGUCUGUGAAAUGGGGAGGCAAGUCCUGCUUGCUCUCCAAAGCACUUUCGGCUACUCAGGAGGAAAAUAAGAUAAAUGUGUGAAGUAUUCAAUUGUAGGAGCAAAGAACUUGCAAAACAUAAAGUGACUCUAAAGUAUCCAUGUUGCGACUGAAAGAGCCACCGCACUUCUCAAUCACCGUGGUGGCUUGUCCUUGGCCCUAGAGUCUGGACUAUGGCAAUGGGUUAAGGCAGUUGACCUUUUCAAAGGAUGUACGUGACAUCCAUUAUUUGAGUCAGCAAAAAGCUCGUUCUUGUGCAAUACGGACAUCUAGAAACCAUACCAAGGGUCAGGUCAUCGUCCACUUACAUACAGCACAUGUCAGUCAUAACAGGACACCCACAAACGCACCGGUCAUACCAGGGGUGUGUAACGAGGUCAGGGAGCGAACCGAAACGAUGAUAGUCACAGCGGCACUGCCGCGUGCGCUGUCCUCCUGUGUUUGUUUUUCUACAAUAAUUGUGAACACGUAGGCAGGGCCACGUAAGGGGAGUUGGGAGAAGUGCACCCUGUGGUUUCCCAUCAGACCUGCUUCCUGAACGUAGAGGGAGUUUAGUUAAAGAAAAUAAAUGACAAUCACGCCAAAACAUCAGUUAUCAAUGUCUGCUUAAUGCUGUGACGAGUUGAGCGCUGCCAGCAGCAGACAGGGGCCUGCUCUGGGACGCACAGCGGGUGUGUGCACCAUGGAACCCCAGCCACUUAAAGAGCAUUGGUGUAAAGCAAAUCGAGAUAUAUCGUAGCAUCGAAUAAGCUUCAAAACCCAGAUGCAUAAAAUGUGGUGUAUAAAAAAGAGGCCUGCGUGCCUACUGGAAAUGGGAAUGUGCCGAUCCCUGGAAGGAAGAGGAGCGAAAGGAGGCUGCUCAUGAGUGUUGAUCGGCAAGGAGAUCAUAGGGGUUUUCAAAGUCACUUAAAGGAACGUGCCAUGCAUUUUACAUUUUAAGGAACAAAUCUUGAUUUCACCUGGCAUUGCACAAACACCACCCGGCUCUGAGUACAGGAGUAACUCUGUGCUGACAUCAUUGAUUAAUAUAAAUGUUUUAACCUUAAAAUUGGUGAAACACUCUCAUUAAAGGGUUUCAGAGAAACAUCACAUUACGGUUCAUGUAAUGUUGCUGCCAUUCAUUCUUUUAUCUACAAGGAAGUGAAUCAGAUCUAUAAUGUUUCUUAGAUUCUGCGCAAAUUUUCAUGGGCUUUCAGUGCUCAGAAUCAUGCUUGAAUACCUCUGAUGCAAUUUCCUUGAAAAUAAUAGCAGUAUGUUCUGGUCUGUGUCUGUACUUACACAGAACAGAGUUCAGAAUGGGUUGCCCCGCUCCCUCCCUCUGCGUUGUCUGCGUCCCAUGGUGACCUGAUAGGUCAGUGUAGCUGGGCUACUGUCCGUGGUCCCUAGUCCAGUGCAGACAGAGCCUUGGGCGAUUGUCUACGUGAGCAAAAGGAGGUAGAGGUCGGAAGUGGUUUUCUGAACAAUUUAGGUGGAAAACCCUGAGUAAACCAAGAACUUAUUCCUGUGCUUGAAUUACCUAGAUUGUUGUUCAAAAUGGCCUGAAUAUCUGAGUUCACAUUAAAUUCUCUUUUCAUAUCUACCUAUUUAAACAACUAAACUUGAGCUCCAAAUGAGAAAUUCCUUGGGAAUCAUGUUGAAUAAUAAAAGAAACAUGAUUCCAUACUUGUCCAAAUAUUCUAGAUUGCUAUUACAAUCUUAAGUUCAGACUGGCUAUUUUUGAUCUGAGCCUGAUGCUUAUUAGGAAUAAAUGUUGAUGGGGUAGGGGAGAAGAAAGAAGGGAGGAAGGAAAUGCCAGCUAACAAAAACCCAAUGUUUUCUUGCAGAGAAGGUUUUUUUUUUAAUGUGGAAAGUUAUCUGAGACAAACGGAGGUGAAAUUGCCUCGGGGACCUCAGGUGGGACUGAGAGCCUGGAACACUUCACCGCAUGCGCCGGUGCGCCACGUCGGUCUUCUCACCCCGGCACUAGCCAGAGCUAGGACUUCGGCUCCCGUGAGGCUAAAAUGCCCCAUCUGCUCCUCACUGGACGAGAAUGAUCGGCACACUUUCAUGCACAAACUAGAGUUGUAGGUUUCCAGGCCCGGCCGCCCCCGCUGCAGGGGUAGCUAGGAGCUCAGCGUGUCGCCCCGGCCUGGACUGCAGAGCACAGUGUUUUCCGUGACAUUUGGAUUCAUAGAGUCCGAGUGGCUGAUUAAAUGGCCAUCUGGUGGCUGAAAGAGGGAGGUAUUUUCCACCCUGUAGGAAGGGCUUCCAGGAGUUUCUACUUUUUAUUUGAAUUAUACUUU
Messenger RNA from Pteronotus mesoamericanus, 4937 nucleotides. RefSeq names its product ubiquitin associated and SH3 domain containing B (gene UBASH3B). Gene Ontology annotation, cellular component: cytoplasm. Gene Ontology annotation, biological process: peptidyl-tyrosine dephosphorylation; platelet aggregation; negative regulation of protein kinase activity. Gene Ontology annotation, molecular function: protein binding; protein tyrosine phosphatase activity. Lineage: Eukaryota; Metazoa; Chordata; Mammalia; Chiroptera; Mormoopidae. The record is from RefSeq and is a predicted model, not a curated record. The transcript is spliced from 14 exons. Bases 33 to 1982 code for a protein of 649 amino acids.